UCUCAGGUGCGCACGCGUUAGCCCGGAGGUUCCGUUGAUCCCGUCGAGUGCAUAGAAAACGUGGAGUGACCCGCUCACCUGUUCAAAACAGAUUUCGUCGAUCAACGUAGAAAAUUUUCAAUUGCUUAUCCGUGCUUCUGAGCUCACUAGCAGCACGUUGAUAAGAUGAGGAGAGAACAGUUGCAAGCCUUCGUCAAGGAGAAUCUUUUAACUUUCCUUACGAUCGGUGGCGUCAUCAUAGGAAUUGGGCUCGGAAUUGGUUUACGGGAAGUGCCAGCCGAGGGCGAAAAAUGGUCUCCGCGGGAUGUGGCAUAUAUCAACUUCAUUGGAGAUAUCUUCCUCCGAAUGCUCAAGGCGCUGAUCUUGCCUUUGAUAGUGACAUCUCUCAUAGCUGCGGUCGGUUCACUAGAUUUGUCCUUAUCCGGGAAAAUCGGAGGCCGUGCAGUGCUCUACUACGUAGUGACAACAAUAAUAGCGGUUAUCUUGGGAAUUGUGCUAGUUGUCACUAUCCAGCCUGGUAAAGGUGCCGAGGAAACCAGUGGAUCUGUGAAAGGUGAAGUACGAAACGUUACAACGGCUGAUACCCUACUGGAUUUGGUUCGAAAUAUGUUUCCACCGAAUCUGGUACAGGCCUGUUUGCAGCAAUACCAGACCGUGCUGACACCACCUAAGACAAACCCAAAUGAAUCUGAUCUGGAUCUCUGGUCCGUUGGGGGGAAGUUUGUCGAUGGAAUGAAUAUCAUCGGUUUGGUGGUAGCUUCUAUCGUCUUUGGUAUUGCGCUCGGAGCAUUGAAAGAAGACGUCCAUUUGGUGUUGAAAUUCUUCCAGCAAUUGUCGCAUACAAUAAUGAAGAUCACUGGAUGGGUAAUAUGGCUUUCUCCUAUUGGAGUACUGUUCCUAAUUACGGCCAAGCUGUUGGAAAUGGAUGAUCUUGGUGAAAUAUUUGGCAAGUUGGGCCUGUACUUUGCCGUUGUUGCUGGAGGAAUCGUUUUCCACGGAUUUGUGAUACUGCCUUCAUUGUUUUUCCUGUUUACUCGUAAGAACCCGGUUCGGUUUGUUGCCAACAUGGGACAGGCGAUUGCUACCGCGUUCGGAACAUCCUCCAGUUCGGCUACUCUACCCGUGACGAUGCAAUGUCUUGAGGAAAAGAAUCACGUCGAUCCACGUGUAGCGCGGUUCGUGCUGCCGAUCGGAGCUACUAUCAAUAUGGAUGGUACUGCUUUGUAUGAAGCUGUGGCAGCCAUUUUCAUUGCGCAGUUAAGAGGACUUUCGCUAUCUUUCGGAAACAUUGUAGCGAUCAGUAUAACAGCGACGGCAGCUAGUAUCGGUGCGGCUGGCAUUCCACAAGCCGGUUUAGUUACCUUGGUGAUGGUAUUGGACACAGUCGGGCUCCCAGCCGAGGAUGUAUCCUUGAUUAUUGCAGUAGAUUGGUUAUUAGACCGGUUCCGUACAGUAGUGAACGUACUAGGAGACAGUUUUGGGGCAGCCAUCGUGGCUCAUUACAGCCAGAAGGAACUAGCAACGAUUCCGUCCAAUGAGAUCAACGGGAAAGUACACCGGAAUUCUAUGGCACACAGUGCCGAAACAGUAUUAUUCGAAGAGAGGCUUUGAGAUGCGGCUUGUAACGUACGAUCUAUUUUUAAUCGUAGUAAAUAUACAUAUAGCACACAUUUACGGAUAACUCUCACUAAGACUAACUCAUUCAGUAUGGAAGCGAUGCUUGACCAUGUCAUGUGAAUUAGGAUGCUUAAUUUUGAAAAAAAAGUGUUACUACUUAUUACAAUUAACAACGUCUUAGGUCCUUCCGCGCCCGAUCAUAAAGGCUUAAGAGGUCGUAUUUGAAGUUUAUAUUAUUGAACUUUACUUAUAUCACUCUAACUUUGCUGCUGGUUGCCACGAAAAUGACCAACAAGCUUGUUGUUGUUGUGAUGAGAUUGGUGUGUUAGUGUAUGGUACAUAUUCACCUAUAAAAUAAACCUACUUUUUCACAUUUCUAUCUUUCUUGAAAUGCUGCCAAACUUACCGUAACAACAACAACAAAGCCUGUACAACAAGCCGUUGGUCAUUGUCAUAGCAGCCACAUAUUCAUAUUUUUUUUUCCAGAAUUUGAACAACUAGAACUAGAAGCGAUAUAAGUGAAAUUUAAAAUUCUUCUAUAGUAAUUCCUAUUCAAAACUCAAUCCAUUUGCGCAACCUCCAAACCUUCAUCAAUAUUUACCUUUUUUGCAGGUACUCAUAUUAUGAAUCAAACUGGAGGGUGGCCGUAAAGAAAUCUAACACUUAAUUCAAAAUGAAGCACCCUAAUGUGGAUGUGCACUACCCAAGUAACAUUGCAAGUUUUAUCGAGGUUUUAAAGCAUGCUACAAGUCUAAAUCAUGGUCUACAGAACCCUCAUAAAACCAAAAUUGUUUCUUGGGUACAUCCGAAGAAAGAAGCUAUUGUACUUGUAAGUGAUUAAAACUAUUUUAUUUAACCGUGAAAAACGGUUUUCAUGUUGUAGCUAUUAAAUCAUGUUACUUUGUGAUAUUGAUUUGACUACGUAAAAAAAUGUAAUGAAAUUAUUUUGAAUACCUUCUCUGUUAAUAAACUGUUAUCCUCAAUACUUUAGGCAUAAAACGAUAAUGUUGAAGUUAGUUUUAUUUACCAAUAAACUUUUUUAAGAGGAUAUCUGGCUCCAGCGAUCCACUAUUUAAUGGUAGUACUUAAAAACAACCCAAAAAAGAAUUGCGCACAGACAAAAAAAUAAAACUAUAUAGAGGAUAUGCUCAACAACAUGUUGCGGAUUAUUGUAAAACGUAUAGUUGCCACACCGAGAGGUCUAUAAAUAUAUUUGUUAAACGAUUUUCCAAGCUAUAACGGGUACAAAAAAUAUUAUUGAGAACCUUAUCCAUAAGUGUCGGCCUAAGUCGGGUAACAGUUUUGGACAACUUCCUCCCUGGUCACCUCCAAAGACCGAUAUGAAGAACGUUACCUCGGGCUGAUAAGAAGAGCGUUACUUCGGGACCGAUAAGAAGAGCUUAAUCCGUGGCCGAAUCGCCGCUCAACCACCAUCGAAUAACAGAAGCAGAAAAUCAACAUUGCGAACGGACGCACUACUACAUCGUUGUCAGCAGCUUUCAGAGGCGAGCGUUAUAAA
This is a messenger RNA of Ochlerotatus camptorhynchus, 3136 nucleotides long. RefSeq names its product excitatory amino acid transporter 3-like. Gene Ontology annotation, biological process: L-glutamate transmembrane transport. The record is from RefSeq and is a predicted model, not a curated record. Bases 166 to 1611 code for a protein of 481 amino acids. Gene Ontology annotation, molecular function: L-glutamate transmembrane transporter activity; neutral L-amino acid transmembrane transporter activity; glutamate:sodium symporter activity. The transcript is spliced from 5 exons. Lineage: Eukaryota; Metazoa; Arthropoda; Insecta; Diptera; Culicidae. Gene Ontology annotation, cellular component: plasma membrane.